UAUUCAUUUCUAGUUCCUGCUUUCCAAGAUGGCAUCUGCUGAUCCGGAGGAAAAGCUGAGCUGCUCCAACUGCCAAAACACAGAUCCUGGAUCACUAAAAUGUGAACAUAACUUCUGCUGGGUCUGUAUUGAUUGUGUGCUGGAUACACAAAAGGGGACUGGAGCCAAUAACCGUCAUGAAUGCAGAGCAGAGUUUCAGGAGCAUUCUGUAUUGGAGAAGAAAAUAAGUGUACAGAACAGAGCAGUGUGUUUCCAUUCUUAUUCAUCAGGGAAAAAUGACACUGGGAUCGUCUGCACUUACUGUGUCGACUCCCCUGUUCCUGCUGUUAAAUCCUGUGUGAUGUGUGAGGCUUCUCUGUGUGACACCCAUGUGAGAGUGCACAGCAAGGCAGCAGAACAUGUCCUAAUCGAACCCACCACUUCCCUGCAGAACAGAAAAUGCUCAGUCCAUAAGAAGAUCCUGGAGUAUUAUUGUACUAAGGAUAAUACUUGUAUCUGUGUGUCCUGCCUUUUGUUUGGAGAUCACAGAGGACAUCAGGUGGAGAUGUUUGAUACAGUUUCUGAGCGGAAAAGGGAGAAACUGAAAAACGUUCUGAGAAAGAUUACCUUAAAGACGGACGAGGCUGAGAAUAGAGUUAAGAGUAUGCAGGAGCGCAGUAGAGAAGUAGGAGAAAAAACAGCUGGUGUAACAGAAAGAGUGACUGCCCUGUUUAGAGACAUCAGGAGACAGCUGGAUGACCUAGAGAAGAAAGUCCAUAGUGAGAUCUCCAGGCAAGAAGAGCAGGUUUCACUGUCAAUCUCUAAACUGAUCCAGCAGCUGGAAAUGAGGAAGGAUGAGCUGUCCAGGAAGAUGAACUACAUAGAGGAUUUGUGUAACUUGACUGAUCCAUUAACUAUCAUACAGGAGUCAGGCAAGCAUGCAUAUUUUCAUACUGAGGAAAGGGAAAAUGAGGAUAUAGAGAAAGAAGAUAAACAGGUCUAUUCAGUAGAUUGUCUGGAUGAGGGUCUUAUCUCAGUAACAUUACACACAGGAUUGUCUGAUAUAGCAACCAGCAUAAAGAGGUGGAUCAAUGUCAAGGGAGCUACGGAUAUGUUAUUGGACAUUAAAACGGCUGGCAAUGAUGUACAUAUAUCAGGUGACUUAAAAAGUGCAUGCUGGUCACAAAUGGAUCAGAAUCACCCAGAAACACCAGGGAGGUUUCAGUAUGAUCAGGUUCUAAGCACCAGGAGUUUUUCCUCUGGGCGGCAUUAUUGGGAAGUGGAGACCAGUGAGUCAGGAGUCUGGUUUGUGGGGAUGUGCUAUCCCAGUAUAAACAGAAAAGGGCGUCAGUCUUGGAUUGGAGACAAUAAUAGUUCCUGGUGUUUGCGAAGAUAUGAUAAUAUUCAGUAUUCAGUGAUACAUGACAGUAAAUGGUUCCAGUUACCGCACAAAGUUUCAUGUCAGGUACUAGGAGUAUAUCUGGAUUAUGAGGCAGGCCAGUUGUCCUUUUAUGAGCUAUGUGACCCAAUUAAACACUUACACACCUUCACUACCACCUUCACCGAGCCCCUUUAUGCUGCAUUCAGUGUAUAUAAAGCCUGGGUGCGAAUCAAAAGCUAGGGUUACUUAUCUCUAUAUAUAAAUUAAUCUACCUAGAUACUAGUGAUGCCACAGACAUUUGAUGAUUGUAUAAACAGCCAAUGGAAACUUUUUAUUACAAAUACUGCAGCAAUAACAACAACUAUCUUCAAUAUAACAUGUAAAAUAGUAUAACAAUAUAUACUAGAAAUGAGAAGUAAUCAGGGAUAGAAACACUUGAAAAAUCUAUAUAUUAAUAGCAGAAGGACAACUUUUAUGAGUGACAUUUAUAUGAUGACGUUAUCUGAGCAUGGCACAUAAUAUAACAAAUUAAAAGUCUUAGUCCGUAGAUUUGCAGAAAAAUAUUGGGGUUGUAAUUGGUUGCUUUGUUUCGGAGCUAUGGGGCAAAAUGUCUGCCUGCCAUUUACAAUGCAUCACCAUUGUUCUCUGUAAAAUGUGACAGUUGGUGAACUCUCCCUGUGCACCUGCUGGUUGACCUGGAACACGUGACCUGCUGGGUGGUCUGGAAACUGUGACAGUUAUUUGCAGCCACCCACUAAGCAGGUAUUUUUAAAAAAUCGACUCGUAAGGGGACAAAAAGAGGUAGAAUGUUUUGCUCAGCAAUCAUUUGCCCAGGUGAACCUGCUAGUUCUUUACUGAUUGCUUUAUAAGAAAUAUUUUUUACUCCCAAUAAUUUAUGUAAUUCUAAAAUAUAUAAAAAAUGUAAACAUUUGGCAA
Molecule: messenger RNA, 2296 nt
Organism: Pseudophryne corroboree (corroboree frog)
Lineage: Eukaryota; Metazoa; Chordata; Amphibia; Anura; Myobatrachidae
Product: tripartite motif-containing protein 14-like
Exons: 1
Coding region: 29-1600 (523 amino acids)
Molecular function (GO): zinc ion binding; protein binding
Source: RefSeq, a predicted model, not a curated record